This is a messenger RNA of Strongylocentrotus purpuratus (purple sea urchin), 936 nucleotides long. RefSeq lists its product as uncharacterized. The transcript is spliced from 4 exons. Lineage: Eukaryota; Metazoa; Echinodermata; Echinoidea; Camarodonta; Strongylocentrotidae. Bases 120 to 593 code for a protein of 157 amino acids. The record is from RefSeq and is a predicted model, not a curated record.
UGAUAAGAGUAUAAAUAAGAGCAGGUUGAUCAUUAGUGAUCAUUCGAGUCCAGAAGCUAACAAAAGUGGAACAACUUGAGAAGUCAUCAGAGAAAUUGUAGGAAACUAGCUUAUCUAAAAUGGCUACAACUAUGAAACUUACCGUUGCCUUAUGCCUGAUUGCUGUAUCAUACUUCACCUUCUCAGAAGCAUUCCCACGACAAAGCAUCAACGAUCACCUGAUCAAGUCUUGCCUCGGAUACAAAGAGAAGAAGAGAGGAGAGGGCCAUCGUUGUAACCCCGAGGUCCUCGAUCACGUGCACGACUUCGCCGAGGGGGUGCAAAGGGCGGGGCCUGGGUACAACGGCGACCUGGUGGAGAAGUUCCUCAAACAGGCCGACAACAACCAACUCUGUUACCUGGAAGGAUCCGAGCUACGCAAAGUCGUCGGGGGCUGUGCCGCCAUGGAGCUCGUGUGCGAUGCCUUUACUCCAAGGGUCGUCGAUGAGUGCUCAACCCUACGGAAUGCAAUUCCUCCCCCAACUCUGCCAACAACAACACAGCGCCCCCAAACCGCUGCACCCACGGCAGGUAUGCCAGCUCCCAGGGUCUAGACCAACAUCCUCAUCAUUUCAACCAGUCAUCUUAUCACCAUGGUUACGGUAAUUGAUGAAAAUGCCCUGUGGGCACCACACCAGCAACAACACAAGGUCCAACCAGUGGAACUACUACAGCAGCUUUACCACUUACCACUAUCUAGGCCAACACUCUGUUCACCAUUUAAAACUCUAACGUCCAACCAGUCAUCGCCCAUCUCAUCACCAUGGUAACAGCGGUCGAUUAGUACUCACAUUCAGAAGAAUAGAACUUAUUGAUCAAUAUCUCUCUUACUAGUGGUCGGAAGUUACUAAUUAAUUCCCUGAACGUAGGGUUUGAGUCUUAAUAUUGAGAAACAAG